Erinaceus europaeus (western European hedgehog) is the source of this 9554-nucleotide messenger RNA. RefSeq names its product zinc finger protein 148 (gene ZNF148). The record is from RefSeq and is a predicted model, not a curated record. The coding region runs from base 537 to 2921 and encodes 794 amino acids. Gene Ontology annotation, molecular function: RNA polymerase II cis-regulatory region sequence-specific DNA binding; DNA-binding transcription factor activity, RNA polymerase II-specific. The transcript is spliced from 9 exons. Gene Ontology annotation, biological process: regulation of transcription by RNA polymerase II. Lineage: Eukaryota; Metazoa; Chordata; Mammalia; Eulipotyphla; Erinaceidae.
AGAAUUCGGGGUGGGGGGUGUUCAUUGUGCAGAUAUAUUAGGUAUUUCGUUAUGAAAAGAGCUUAAGCUUUUCUGAGGAAAGGAAAGGAAAGAAGGGCCAUAAGGAGUUGCUGUGAAUAGGAAGGACAGCGUUUGAAGCGAGAGGGAGAGGGUGCUACAUUCUAGAGAAUAUGAAGAGAAUGAAUAUAGAAUAGACAGAUGUAGUAGAAUUAAUAAAUGUUGGCCCAAAGACUAAAGAGUUAUUCCAGAUGGGCCAGGAUGGCCUACUUCCGAACCCGUUUGGGCUCCUCUGUAGAUGACAUCUGGCUAGAAGAAGAAAUCAAGAGCUUGGAAAUUUAAUCAAGUGGUCUGACGGGAUGGGCAUUUGCUUGACAUAUCUUACAGAGGAAUUGGACGGCAUAAAUGAUUAAGGGGAUAUUGAAGGUCUCUGAAACCUAUGAAGGUAGAAACUCAACAUGAUUUCUUUUUCAAAUCUACAGCAUUUCCUUUCUUGAAGUCUUCAUUUUUACCAUAAUUGAAGGCAGUUGUACUUAAGCAUGAACAUUGACGACAAACUGGAAGGAUUAUUUCUUAAAUGUGGCGGCAUAGACGAAAUGCAGUCUUCCAGGGCAAUGGUUGUAAUGGGUGGAGUAUCUGGCCAGUCUACUGUGGCUGGGGAUCUGCAGGAGUCAGUACUUCAAGAUCGGAGUAUGCCUCACCAGGAGAUCCUAGCUGCAGAUGAAGUGUUACAAGAAAGUGAAAUGAGACAACAGGAUAUGAUACCACAUGAUGAACUCAUGGUUCAUGAAGAGACAGUGAAAAAUGAUGAAGAACAGAUGGAAACACAUGAAAGACUUCCUCAAGGACUACAGUAUGCACUUAAUGUUCCUAUAAGUGUAAAGCAGGAAAUUACUUUUACUGAUGUGUCUGAGCAACUGAUGAGAGACAAAAAACAAAUCAGAGAGCCAGUAGACUUACAGAAAAAGAAGAAACGGAAACAACGUUCUCCUGCAAAAAUCCUUACAAUUAAUGAGGAUGGAUCACUUGGUUUGAAAACCCCUAAAUCUCAUGUCUGUGAGCACUGCAAUGCUGCCUUUAGAACGAACUAUCACUUACAGAGACAUGUCUUCAUUCAUACAGGCGAAAAACCAUUUCAAUGUAGUCAAUGUGACAUGCGUUUCAUACAGAAGUACCUUCUUCAGAGACAUGAGAAGAUCCACACUGGUGAAAAACCAUUUCGCUGUGAUGAAUGUGGGAUGAGAUUCAUACAAAAAUAUCAUAUGGAAAGGCAUAAGAGAACUCAUAGUGGAGAAAAGCCUUACCAGUGUGAAUACUGUUUACAGUAUUUUUCCAGAACAGAUCGUGUAUUGAAACAUAAACGUAUGUGCCAUGAAAAUCAUGACAAAAAACUAAACAGAUGUGCUAUCAAAGGUGGCCUUUUGACAUCUGAGGAAGAUUCUGGAUUUUCAACAUCACCAAAAGAUAACUCACUGCCAAAAAAGAAAAGGCAGAAAACUGAGAAAAAAUCAUCUGGGAUGGACAAAGAGAGUGCUUUGGAUAAAUCUGACCUGAAGAAAGACAAAAAUGAUUAUUUGCCUCUUUAUUCUUCAAGUACUAAAGUAAAAGAUGAGUAUAUGGUAGCAGAGUAUGCUGUUGAAAUGCCACAUUCUUCAGUUGGAGGAUCACAUUUAGAAGAUGCAUCAGGAGAAAUACACCCACCUAAGUUAGUUCUCAAAAAAAUUAAUAGUAAGAGAAGUCUGAAACAGCCACUGGAGCAAAAUCAAACAAUUUCACCUUUAUCUACAUAUGAAGAUAGCAAAGUUCCAAAGUAUGCUUUUGAACUUGUGGAUAAACAAGCUUUACUUGACUCAGAAGGCAGUGCUGACAUUGAUCAAGUUGAUAAUUUGCAAGAGGGACCCAGUAAACCUGUGCACAGUAGUACAAAUUAUGACGAUGCCAUGCAGUUUUUGAAAAAGAAACGGUAUCUUCAAGCAGCAAGUAACAAUAGUAGGGAGUAUGCACUAAAUGUGGGUACCAUAGCUUCUCAGCCUUCUGUAACACAAGCAGCCGUGGCAAGUGUCAUUGAUGAAAGUACCACAGCAUCCAUAUUAGAUUCACAGGCACUAAAUGUGGAGAUUAAGAAUAAUCAUGAUAAAAAUGUUAUUCCAGAUGAGGUACUACAAACUUUGUUGGAUCAUUAUUCCCAUAAAGCUAAUGGACAGCAUGAGAUAUCAUUCAGUGUUGCAGAUACUGAAGUGACUUCUAGCAUAUCAAUAAAUUCUUCAGAAGUACCUGAAGUUACACAGUCAGAGAAUGUUGGAUCAAGCUCUCAAGCAUCCUCAUCAGAUAAAGCCAACAUGUUGCAGGAAUACUCUAAGUUUCUGCAGCAGGCUUUGGACAGAACUAGCCAAAAUGAUGCCUAUUUGAAUAGCCCGAGCCUUAAUUUUGUGACUGAUAACCAGACCCUUCCAAACCAGCCAGCAUUCUCUUCCAUAGACAAGCAAGUCUAUGCAGCCAUGCCCAUCAAUAGCUUUCGAUCAGGAAUGAAUUCUCCACUAAGAACAACUCCAGAUAAGUCCCACUUUGGACUAAUAGUUGGUGAUUCACAACACUCAUUUCCCUUUUCAGGUGAUGAGACAAACCAUGCUUCUGCCACAUCAACACAGGACUUUUUAGAUCAAGUGACUUCUCAGAAGAAAGCAGAGGCUCAGCCUGUCCAUCAAGCUUACCAAAUGAGCUCAUUUGAACAGCCCUUCCGUGCUCCAUAUCAUGGAUCAAGAGCUGGAAUAGCUACUCAAUUUAGCACUGCCAAUGGACAGGUGAACCUUCGGGGACCCGGGACAAGUGCUGAAUUUCCAGAAUUUCCCUUGGUGAAUGUAAAUGAUAAUAGAGCUGGGAUGACAUCUUCACCUGAUGCCACAACUGGCCAGACUUUUGGCUAAAAAAUAAAGUGUAAAUAAUACUGGCACUUUAGAACAGAUUAAUCAAGAGCGGGGUUACUCUGUGUAAAAUGGAGUGCUGUACAGAUUAUGAGCAAUGUGUUAUAACAAGUUAAGAUGAUAUGAAUAGCAAGAUAAUCCAAUAACUGCAUUUUGUUUGGUUAGUCAGCAUUCUUUGAACUGCCUUACUUGUCACCUUUACAGAAGUAAUGCAUAAGUUGUUUUAGAUCAAAAACUUGCUAUUCUGCCCACACCCAAGUUUAAAAGGACGAAAAAAAAAAAAAAGACUCGCACAAUUGUUUCCUAACUGAUAACAUUGUACAUUCUUAGGAGAUUAGUAACUGUGUGAAAUUUACUCAUACUGUUUCUAAGUUUUUCAGCAUAGUCAUUGCACUUCAGCAGGGAAUCUGAGUAUUCUUUACAGAGUAAACUUAAAAGUUUAAAUGUCAAGAAAUUAUGGCUUAAAUUAGUGUAUCCUGUAGGGGGAAAAAAGAAACCAACUUUUUAAAAGAAUGAUAAUGCCAUAUGCCCUUGAUUUUAAUUUUGCAUUAUAUCUAUAUGUUUUUUUUUUUUAAGUAAUAAAAAUCUCAGUUUAAGACUCCACUAUUUAAAAGCCUAAUUACUUUUAAAAUAUGCAUACUUUCAAAUCUUAUCAAAAUAACUGUUGACACAUUCACUUCUUUGUGGAAGUAUGCAUAUUGGUGUCAGUUCCUUUGUACAGGUGUACUUAGAUAUUUUUAUGAUUUUUUUCAUGUGCAGGUAUCAAGGUUUUGAAGAUUUAGUAAAAGAUAUUCUGUAGAUUACAUUCCCAAGAACGUAAUGCUUACACAAAAUGUAUAUUCCAUGUUUUAAAUCUUCAUUGUAUUUUCCUUUACAUAUACACUUCAAUUAACAUAGAGCACUUAGAAUCUAUUUGGUAUUUUUUGAUUUUGCAAAGUGAAAAAAAAUUUAGAUUUCUAGAUUUGAAAUGGUUGUGUCAUAAUCAUCAUCUCAUAAUUGACUUUUAAUUAUUGGCAAUAAAAGGAAAUUGGGUAUCUUUGGAACUGUAAAACUUGGUUUAAUCUUUUUCUUUCUAAAAUCUUGAUAGAUUGAAUCAUUAAACAAUAUCCAGAGAAACUAAAGAGAUGGGCAUUUUAAUUGCUUAUUUUAUUUUGAGUUACUUUUAAAUGAACACUGUUCAUUACAAUUUUAUGAACCAAAAGUGUUUACUAAUUCUAGUAACUACAAUUUCUUUUUCAGCUAGAUGAGUGAUUGGAGUCUUUUUGUUGCAUUUCAAAAUCUAAAUAAACUACAGACUUUAUGCUUAUACCAUGAAUGUUUUUUUUAAUACUUUGUCUUAAAAUAAUACAGCAUGGUACAAUAAAUAGUGCAUAUAUAUAUGUAUAUACUUUUCUAAGGAAUGAUGGUUUGAAUUACACAUUGGACAGUUUUCAUUUUGGAGAAAAAGUUAUUAUUGAUCUUACUACUCACUUUAAUUUGUACCAGCUUAAAAAAGAGUUCCCCACUAUCUUUGUCACAAUGCACAUAACUGAUACAGCACCAAACUAAUUUAAAAUUAACAGCCUUGAAAGAUAAAACUGCAUUGUUAAUUUUCUGUUUCAUUUUUGUAUUGACCUUGUAGAUCUUUGUUCAUUUCAGUAUAGAAUAUCAUACAUUUAAAUUAUUUUAUCUUUUAUUUAAUAUUGCUCUAAGACUGUUCUCCUAAAGAAAGGGAAUGAAGAAAUUCCCACCCUUAACGCCUUUUACAUUUAUUUUGAAUAUAUUGGUGUUGGAUGAUAAGGAAUACAAGUUAUGUUUAAUUUGGUUUCCUCUCUACUUUGGUUGUUAAGCUUUGCUUAAAAUACUAAUUUUCUCAUUUGACAGCUUUCUUUGCUGCCAGAUUUUUCAAGAUUUUUUUUUUUUAAGUUCUGCCAUUAUUGAUUCUUAAGAAUGUGUAUGUUGUGUUGUAUGUCACAAUUAUAAGAAGGCUUUGUUCAGCUGAGAUGUUAAUGGAACUGUGCUCACCCUAGGGAGACAUUUCUAUUUUUCUCACUCUACUGUUGAUAAUAGCUUUUUUAUUAUUGAGUUGUUUUAGCUUGAUAAAAAAAUGUAUUCCAUUGAGAACUUGAGGUAGUUCUUGAUACAGCAUAAAGUAUUUGUUUUAAUGCCACCAGCACAGUUUUUAAAAUGGGACACAACUGCUAGGCAGUUGAAUAAGGAAGUUACGGUAAGCCUAGGGAGGAAUGAGUUUUUAAAUGUUGGUUAUGUAAGCAGAAUGUCAGUUAAUGCAUUUCUGUCUUCAACACAUCUCUUUAUGAUGGCAGACUUUUCUACCACAUUAGAAGCAUUUUUGAGAUACUUUGGCAUAACUUAUUGACUUACCAUUUAAAUGUAGUCAUCACUCUUAACUGUGAAAUACUGAAUGCCUACCAGAGUUACCUUGCAUUGUCAUCGCGUAGUAAGCAUCUCAGCAGUUUGAUUUUCUGCACCUGGUUCAGAAGGUUAUUUAAUUUCUAUCUGGGUAUUAAUAGAGAAAGCAAAUAGCCUUCUGUGCUACUUUAGGUCAUAAUAUUGAGGAUAUAUAAUAUGUCACUUUUCAAUUUGUGUUUCUCUCGUUGAACAAAUUGUUCUAUAAAAUACGUUCUCACCUCCUUAAGCCUUUGGUUAGUGUGAGCGAGGUAUCUACUCUUUCACUUAGCACUUACUCUAAAGAUUGGAAGCAGCUCAGAUUAAAUAAAGGUAAUCACUUCUUGAACAUCUGAAAGGGUGGUAUGUUGUUUUUUUUUAAAUUUUUUUUUAUGACACACAUAUUUCAUCUGGCUCAUAGUAUUUGAGUGGCUCUUAAAUUUUUGGAUCUACUUGCAAUUUUUCUAUACCCCAGGAAUCUAUCCUUUUAGCUCUGGCUAAGGACUGUCCAUGGUUGGGUAAUUUUCUCUUUUUGAAAGGCAGAGAGGCCUUGUACUCAGGACAGGCUUUCAUUUCUACAGGUGAGAGAAACUUGCAAAGUGCCAGCUUGGCUAGAUUCUUUGCCAUUUUUACCUUUUUAUUAAUUUGGGUUUUCUAAGGGCUGUUAAAAAAAAAAAAAGCCGGGAAACUUUCAAAGUAGCUAUUACUUUAGUACUAUAUAUCUUAGAUGUAGAACGUUUUAAACUAGAUUUCUUUUUUCCACAGUAUAUUUACUUGAAGAAGCACUAUUAUAAUCAAUGAAAAAAUUUGACCCUGCAAUUUAAUUUAAACUUUUUCUGUUUCAAAUUGCUUUAUUUCAGGGAAAUAAGUUUCCAGUUUUUUGCUGUAUUCUGCAAAUAAAAACCAUGUUUCCUUUUUUCACUUAAAACUUUGGUAGGAAACAAACUAAAGCAGACAAACAUUUCUUGUUGUGUUUGUUGCUUUCUUUAAUCCAAUGGAUAAAAAAGUAAAACCCUGUAAACAUUAUUUUAUUUUUUUAUGCAAUACCAUGCUGUAAAUAUGGUUCAUCAAAUAAGGAUGUACCUAUGAUUGAAUUUUUAAUUCUGCACAGUUAGAGUUUAUAUAUAAAUGUGUCUUGACAAUCAAGGACUUUUAUGUGAGUCUUCCUUUAUAACGUUUAUUAAUGUUAUGCAUUCCAUUUGUUUUGAAGUGAGUACCAAUGUGCUAAUUUGUAUUGUUUGAAAGUAUGUAAUGUUUUUACAGAUUGUUUUUAAGAACCUGUAAAUAUGUACAAAAAAAAUCACAGUACUGCUUUAUGUUAGAAGGCAUAUGAUGUUGUACUGUAUGUAAGCAAUAAUACAUAGCAGUGCUAACUUUACAAAUAGCAUCAGGAAAGUUCUAAAACAUUUCAGAGUUAUCCUUAUUUCAUUUAAUAGUGAUUAUCUUUAAUCAGUUUUUAUAAACAAAUUCCAUUGUUCCUUCUAUUGGAACCUUACACUGUUUACACAGCAUAAUUGAAGUUGCAGAGGAGACAGGCUACAUCUGACUUCGUCUGUACUCAUUUUCACUAAGCAUUGAAUGGCCUUACUACUCUUCUGCAAGAUGAAGGAAGACCACAAAACUUAGUGCCCAUCACACUGAAGGAAGGGGCUGUUCCUCUCUAUCUCUCUCUCUCCCUCCCUCCCUUCCUCUUGUCUGUCUCCUUUUCUCCCUUGCUUCUGUACUGCUUUGUGGUUUCCUUUGGAUUUUAACAUUUAUUUCUGUUUUAUAUUCAAACCCAUAGGUUUUGAGGUGACAUCCGUUCCAUUGUGAAUAGAUAGUUCUCUUCAUAUUUCAUAACUACAAUUCAAUAAUCCUAAACUUUCUGCUUUGAUUUUUAAAUACUUACUCCUCAAGCUUGAUUCUUCAUCUGUUCAGAUGGAUUUAUUCAACUUCAAUACAAAGAAAGACAAACCUAUUGUAGUUUGAAUUGAGUAGAUAUUAUACUGUACAGAACAGCUAUUUGAACACACAUCACUGCUUUAGAAAUAAAACCGCCAAUUUAUAAAUGUAUAUGACCUACAUUUUAUAGGAGAAAUGUUUUUAAAUGCUAGUCAUUUAUAUAAUGUGCUUUGAGGGAUUUGCUAGUCCACUUCUGUCACUUUUUAGUACACUGGUAUCUUUUAUAUGUAAUGUAUGCUUUUUAUUAUUAUAGCAAAGCAUUUCAGUAGAAAGAAUUUUGCAACAAUAUGGGGAAAUUUUUUCAUUGUUGGAUUUGAAUUAUACUGGAUUUUAUCUGUGUAGUCUUUACUUGUCUUUAUUUUAAUGCUGUCUAGAAGGGAACUUGGUAUCCAAAUAAAGCAGGUAACCUCAUUUUACUUCAAGGGCAUACUGUGUAGUGCUAAAUUUAAUCUGGAAAUCUUCUGAUGGUUUUGAAAAGAAAAACAAGUUUAUAAAAAUGUACAGAAGAAAUUAUAUGUGUGAUGGAAAUCCUGAUAGAGCACGUUGAAUUUUCUGAUAUAUAGUGUUAUUUUCCUGGGAUUCCCCCAUGCCUUCUUUGUAUUUCAACUAAUAAAGGAAAAAAUCUUGUCAUUGAAGCUGGUAGGCUAAUGAGAUAUUCUGCUUCUCCAGAAUUACUUUUACCCCAUUUACUGACCCUUCUCAAUUACUGUGAAAUUUUAUUUUCUAUUUCCUAUUGAUAAGUGAACAUGUAUAUAAUAGAUAUACUAUUGUAUAGAACUGAAAGAAUUAGGUUGCUAUGCUUGAAUGGGCAACUAAGCAGAAAUACUAUGGAUAUUGAGAAUUGACAAAAUGCCAAACCAAUUUUGCAGGAGGUGGGGAGGGUGCAUUAUGUGUCCUGGGAAGGUCACAGCAAAUGUUUCUUCAACCCUCUAAGAAAUCAGUGAAAGAAAUCAACUGCAAAUUCUGAUACAAAUGGGUACUACCUUCCUACAUUUCAAAUAUUUGAGUACGAAAUUUCAAAAUCUACUCAGGUGAAGAUUGCUUUGCAAUGAAACUUAUUGAAAUUUUCACUGUUAAAUAAAUUUAUUUGUGAUAUUUUUAAAUACAAACUUUCACAUUAGUAGUCAGCAGCCUGAAAAUUGAAAUUCGUUAAGUUGGUAUAUUUUUAAAUAUAUACUUGCCCUCCAAAAAGAAUUGUUUUAAACAGUUGGGAGGAAUUUUUCAUUUAAUGCAUUUUUUAUUGUCGUUGUAAAAAUAAAACCUUGCUUGAACCCAUAUUAUGCCAUGAAUGAAUUGCUGAGCCUUUAUUAAUACAUGAAAGCUGUUUCAUGCAUAAUUAUGGAACAUAGAAAUGUUCUUUAAACUGACCUAUUCAUUAAGAGGUUAAAGAAUUUUACAGCUCCUGAUAUUAUCAUCAUAUAGUUAACCUUAUUUUAUAAUACAACUGUGUAUUGUUAUACUAAAGGAAGUUGUUUUGUUUUUUUUAAUUUUAAUUGAAUUACUAGAUUAUAUUGGCAAAUUCUGCUUUUUAAAUGUGGACACUGGCUGUAUGAAAAUAAAAAAAAUACAGAAUACAGUUUUAUGAAUAAUUUCCUAGCUGAGUUUUUUCACAAUAUUCUGAAGCAAAUAACUAGUGGUAAAUGUUUUUAAACUAUGAUAUGUAGAUUAAUAUUAGAAAAGGAUGUCUGAAAUUAAUAGUUUGUUAUACACUCAUCCGGUAAUAAUGGAGUCUUCACUAUAGCAUGUUAUUUAUUAGAAAGUGCCAAAAUGCAGGAGUCAAAAGUUGUCCAGUAUUUUAGACUUGAAAUGUGUUUAACAUGGAGCUAAAAUAACUGAUUUUGUUUUUCCUUUACAGAUGAGAUUCUAUUAGCCCAUCCUUUGUGGGAUUUUUUUUCCCCCCAUUACUCAAUGAUAGUGCUUGUUCUGUUUUGUUACCAGAGCACUGCUGAGCUCUGGCUUAUAGUGGUGGUGGAGACUCAACCUGAGACCCUUGAUGCUUCAAAGUCUGCAUAGCUAUGUUUCCAGCCAGGUAGUUUUGUUUUCAUCUACCUACUACCUUGCUAGUUCCUUGUGGCCAGUAGAACACAUUAUAAGAAGGCUGUCUGCAUUUAGGAAUACAGUCUGGUUCCUUGCACCAAAUAUAAACUAGUUGAACUUUAAGGAGAUUAAUCUUAGCUCCCUGGCUUUUAUAUUUAUUUAUUAGCAUAGUACUUUAGUAGAUACAACAAUAUCACUGAUAAACCCUAGUUUUAUUUGAGUUAUUGUGAAUGGAAGGGAGAGGGCUGGGGAAGUAACCCUUCAUGAUAAUUU